AGCACUAUGGGAGCUGGGAAUCUUCCAGCCAUCACCCAAGAAGAAGUUUUACGUAUGUGGGGCUUUCAACCUCCAUUUGAGGAUACUAGGUUCGGCCCCUUCGCUGCUUAUGGGGAGGUUGCAAAUUCGAUGCUUAUGAGGUGGUGUAGACAAAUUAAUGACCGCUUCCAUGUAAAAGGAUGUGCAUAUGUUCUAUAUAAGCCUCAUGGGAAGAAUAAAACAGCUGGAGAGACUGCUUCCGGGGACUUGUUGAAGUUAACUCAUGGAUUGAAAGAUGAAUCAUUAGCUUACAUCUAUCAUUGCCAAAAUCAUUAUUUUUGUCCAACUGGCUUUGAAACAACCCCUGUUAAGGUGAAUAAAGCAUUUAGCAGGGUUCCCCUCAUACCACAGGAAGCAGAAUAUUGUAUCUUAAUUGGAGAAUCAAGCAGAAAUCCUGCUAUUCACUGCACAAAAUGGGCAGAUAUUAUUACUGAUCUAAACACUCAAAAUACAGAAUAUUUAUAUAUCUGGCACCUAGAGAGGGGGCUGCAGUAUCAAAAGACAAAGAAGGUUGGAGGAAAUUUGCAUUGCAUCCUAGCAUUCCAGAGACUUGGCUGGCAAAGAUUUGGCCUUUGGAACUUUCCAUUUCGAACCAUUAGACAGGAAUCACAGCCUCUAACACAUGCCCAGGGAAUUGCCAAAUCUGAGAGUGAAGACAGUAUCUCCAAGAAGCAGCACAGAUGCCUGGGCCAGUCUUUCAGUGCUAGUUUCCAUCAGGACUCAACAUGGAAAAAGAUGCUCAGUAUCCACAAGAGAAGGAACAGUGGUUACUACCAUGGUUACAGUGAUUACGAUGGGAAUGAUUGA
Molecule: messenger RNA, 846 nt
Organism: Budorcas taxicolor (takin)
Lineage: Eukaryota; Metazoa; Chordata; Mammalia; Artiodactyla; Bovidae
Gene: BIVM
Product: basic, immunoglobulin-like variable motif containing
Biological process (GO): nucleotide-excision repair
Cellular component (GO): nucleus
Molecular function (GO): DNA endonuclease activity; single-stranded DNA binding
Source: RefSeq, a predicted model, not a curated record